GUUUCGGUCUGGCCUGGUACGACGAGCGCUCAUAUUGCAUUUUAGUAUUUAUUUAUGUAUCGGUCGGGCGCAGGUUCUAUCGGCGGCGCCGCGGGCGGAGCGCGGCCCAGGGGGGCAUACUUACUACGUGAUUAAUCCUCCUCCCCCCGCGGGUCGGCCGCGGCUGGGCGCUCCGUAGCCCGUACUCGCGCCGGCUUUCCUCGUCCCCGCUCCUCACGGCCACUCACUACGCACGGGGCUCCGCGUAGUGCCGCCGUCAGUCGCGCUGCGACCUGCGCCGACAUCGCAUCGUGUUUAUGUCGGCCCUCCCGCGAUAUUCAUCCGUGAUAUCAUUCAUGCUAAUCUCCGGCCGUUGAUUUUCCUGCCGAGUGACCGCGGUGUGACGCGAGAUACCACGAGUGCCGAAUGUUCGUGGACAUAACGUCCGUGUACUUUUCCAUUGGAUUCCGAGCGAAGCAAACCAGUUCCGUGUGGCGGAGGGCGCCUUUCUUUGGAUGAGAUCUCCCAGCGGUGAUCGAAGCUGUGACCCGCGGCCUGCGAUGCUGCGUCCGUGACCGUCUUACGACAGUGCCACGAAACCGCGUCCGAUGAUCUCGGCGAGCCUGCCCGGCGAGGCGCUGCCCCAACUGGGGCAGCUUGGGCUCAGUCACCUGUACCCGCCCCAGCCACCAACGGGCAUGGCGCCCGAGUUCCUCGCGCCGCCGCCGCGGCCCUAUGCCCGUUACGCGCCGCGCCGGCCGCGAGACGCAAUGCCCGCGCCGCCGAGCCCCGCGCCUUCGUUCGCAGCGGUCCCCGGGGCAUACGCGUCAUUCCUGUCGCACCCGGCGCCGUACGCGUCAUACCUGUAUCCUCGGAGCCGCGUGCCGCCGCAGCCGCCGCCGACAUCCAUCAACUACCCGAUCCGGCCGCGGCCUACAUCAGGCUUUGUCCCACCGGCGCCGGCGCCGCAUUCGCCGCCGGUGACGGCACCAACGCCCAUACCUCCUCCCCGAGAGGCUUCUCCCCUGUCGCCGGAGCGAGGUGCCCCCGCGCCGUACUUCUGCCGCGGAGCUCUGAUCAGACUAGAAGACGGCUCGCUGCGGCGCGUCGAGGAGAUGCGCAUAGAAGACUUUGUGUCCAGUGCGGAGAGGAACGGAGACUUGGCGCUCACUCAAUGCACGCUCUUGAGGAUCGACGAGCGGGGCGAAAAACUUGCUUUGACGCUCACUUAUGAUAGAAAUCGGUCACAGGUUGAACUAGAGUCGACUGUAGAGCAUCCGUUCUUCGUGUACGGUCGAGGUUGGGCGUCGUGCAAGCCGGAGCGCACGCUGGCGCGGUACGGCCUGCGCGUGCAGCGGCUGCAGGUGGGGGACGUGUGCGUGUCGCUGGUGCCGCGCAAGCACGCGCCCGCGCCGCAUCCCGCUACCGCACCCCCGCAGACACAUCCAGAGAACCUCAGCGUCAAAGAAGACGCCCGCAAGCGACGGUGGUCAGCCUCCGACGUCUGCCAAGACGACCAUCCGCCCCAAAAGAAACGCUGAAUAUAAAACCAUCGUCGUCGUGCUUGGAAAACUCUUGAAUGUGUUGUGAUCGUCUUCGUUGCAAAGACUCUUUUCAGACUCUUUUUAGUUACGAUCUUUGAGAAACGUAUGUGACCAGCCAGCCGAUACUGCGUAAUACUUAAGCGUUGAUUACCUAUUACAGAUGCAACAUGCCCAGUGAGUGAAGCGUGCAGUCACGCGAUAUGCACGGCUUCAGCAGUGAUCGGCAGUCCAAUCGUACGCUUAUGAUAUUCUAUUCGGGAACUCUAGGUGCUUUUUAAUGUCGGGUGCUUCUGUACGCGUUCGUGUACGAUGUUUGUAAAUAUGUAUGUAACUUAGUUCAAGUUAAACGUUACACUCCAUGACUAAAUUGUGUGUCACAAAACUGUAGUUAUUAUCGUGCUUACGUAGCUCUAGGAGCGAGCGUAGUCGUUAUCAUUGACACUUGGUUAAUCAGAGGGAUAUCUAAAAGUGCAGGCAAGCACUGUAUGGAAACUAACGUACAUUCUGAACAUGGAGUAAAACUUCAAAUAUGCACAAAAUAACAAUGUGUAAAUUUGUAACAGAUCUUAUAAUAGGUUAGGUAUUGUGAUAACCACUGAGAUUUAAAUUGCCAGAUACGUGGCGAUGAAUAUUAGACAAAAUGUUAAAGGUACAAUGAAUGUUAGAUGUAGAUAGUAGCAGUGGGUACGUGUGCGCAAGUCUCGACUGAUUCCGUUCGCGUUGUCUGGUCAGGGGUCUUGCGAGCUAAAUUGGGCGCUAUUAAUUUAAUACUGUAACGUUCGGCUGCUAGAUCCCAGUUUUCCGAGCAGUCCUGUCAUGGCACUCUACCCGAUGGUUGUGACUGCAGACAUAUCCCCGUAUCGACCGCCAUUGGCAACCGUCACGCGAUUAUCGUAAUCAAAUCAUCAAAGUCCUCCAAAUAGUUAUGACAAGUGAUAAUUCGCUGAAUUAAAGUGGCAAAUUCUUCUGACAAAUAACUUAAUCUUGUAAUAUAAAUGUUGAUAAUUAACAUAUAAAUAUAUAUUGUAAAAUGAAAUAUGUAUAAUGAUCAUACUUAAUAGAUGUCAUCUCUAUUGGUUCUUGACGUCCAUGUGUGAUACACAUAAAUUUUCUAUGAGAAGAUGUAUACAUAAUAAACACACAGUCUGUGAUAUUUUGUAGUUAUUGGUCAGAGUAGGUAUGAGGUACUGCUUGAAUAAAGGAAAUAUAUAUGUUUUAGAAUAAGUGCGUAUUGCUAAGAAAUGUUGUAUACUCAGAAAUAUUUCGCUGGCUGGAACCGAAACUUGAAACAAAUAUAAACAAGUAGCGUCUGUGAUUAAUAUACAUAUAUCGUUAUUUAACGGAAAGCAUGGCCAUAUCAGAAAUCAAAUUAAUUUUGUAUACCAUAAAUAAGUAACUAUGUUUAUAAUUUGUUCUACGUUUGGUAUUUAAUCAAAUUUCUCUUAUGUAUAAUCAUCUGGACUAAAAAUGUUAUAAAUCCUACAUCAGUUUAAAAUUAUUGUUGUUUGUCUACUUCUCUAUGUUGUGUAAUCGAAGGUAGCAUAAUGUGGAUUUUUGUCACAUGUUUGUGAUGAGCUGCUAUUUCAGUCAAAUUGUAUUGUAUUUUUGUAUCUCAUCGGUUUUUUGUGAACUUUACAUUGCACUCCAAUGGCGUAGUGCGUCAAAAUAAAUUGCCUUUACGCAGCCACACACAGCUAACCAAUUACAGUGUUGCACUGUGACGUGAAACACCGCAAUGUGAUUGGUUGGCUGCUUCCUGCUGCGAAAAUUAAACGCGGUAGAAAGCACUCAUCCCGUUACGCCACCUUCGAAAUGAGUUUUAAUAGGAAAAUGCCAUAAUUCGUAGCGACUAGUAGAGUAGUGAACUUGCCAAAUAUCGGCGCUAGCGCGAUACAUACAGCAACAAACCAAGGGAAACGCACCGUUGGGUUUGCAGUUAAUUUCAUUGUACCGUAUUCUAUUAUAUUUUACUGACCACUGGAACACGAACACCUCAACGACGGCGGAUGGUGUUGUACAAAAGUUUAAUAAUUUGUUGUAUAAUGUAUAUGUAAUUAGUUUUAUCGUCUUAUAUUAUUUGUAAUUAUAAUGAAAGAUCUCAUUUUAUUAAUCGGUAUUUUCUAACAAGGCGCUUUCAUUAGAUCAUGACUAAGCCUACCUCACAAACUUUAAGACUAGGGGCCCGCGCGGGCCGGUCGCAAUCAAGUCUAAUCAAGAUCUCAAUUUGAUGAAAAUAAACUUUUAAAAAGACUGGGACGCUUUACUGAAUGUUGUGGGAUAGUAGUUUCUUUGAAGAUAUUAUUAUGAGAUAGGAGCAUUUAUAUUGUAACGCUCGUUUCGUGACAUAUCCUGCAAGGCUCCGCUGAAACGUUGCUGGACAUCGUUUAGUACAAAAUUUGUAAAAAAAAGUAUUAUUUCCCAAAUUCAAAAACAGAAAGUAUUAAUUUAAUUCCGAUGACAGGUGCUAGAUCUUUAUGGGGGAGUUCAUACAUACCCGAGAUCGAUUUAUCGAGAACAGAUUAUCUAGACAAUACCAUGUAUAUGCAUUUUCAUAUUUACCAAUUCUGACAUUGGUACAAAUCGUCGUUCUUCCGCGUCUCGCAUACAAUGCCAGUCAAUUACCUAUUUUAACUAAACGUAAAUACAAUGGUAUUAUCAUAAACAUUUAUAAAUUCAUUAACAUACAGAGUUUUUAAAGCUCACGAUUUCCAUAACUAUGGUUUUUAUAGAAAACAUUAUACAUAAAAACAUUUUAACACAAAAGACUGGCAUAAUAUUUCCGAUUUCUUUUAUUGUUGAGUAAAUUUUCCAUUCUAUACAAUGCAAUGUUAUGAGUGUCUGACGAUUGUAUUUCCAGUCAUAACGAUUACUUUAUGCAAUAGAUUUUAAAGAUAUCGUCAUUUACAGUUUUACUAUAAAAGUGUAAGGUUAUUAUUUUCUUAAUCUGUCAAAAUUUUGCAGUGUUUGACGAAUUAGCAGUAAUCAAAAAUAUUGUGUGCAUGAAUGCAAAUGCAAAUACAAAUAUAAAUGUUGUUAAAUAUAUUGUUCACUAUUACAUGUCAACUGCCAAAUAAUUUGUUAGUAACGAAAACUAAUCUGUAUCUGUCUAGAAUGUAGUAUGACAAGUAUUGACUAUAAAAUUUUAAAAUACUUUGCUAAUUUGAGUUGCCAAAGAAAAAGAAGUAAUAAAGCUGUUGGCGAUUUCUUGGCAAAUUAGAAUAUUGUUGAAUUUCAAUUCACCAAUAGAUAUUUUUAUUUUUUAAAACAUACAUGCUUUCAUACGCAGUCACUAACUAGAUUUAUGCUGCAUAUGACAGGGACCGGAAAACACAGAUUUAAAACUGUAGACAGAGAAAACUACAGACAUCGUUUUAUUCAUUUUAUUUAUAUCUUUCGUUUCGAUCAAACAAAAAAAUACAAGAAACGAGACAGAGGGCCAAUGUCUUUUGUCCCUCAUUGUGUAGGUACCCGAUUUUACAACGUCUAUUCUGCCUCUUUGAUAGGCCGGGAAGUUGUAUGGAAACGUAUCUAUUUUAUUUGGCUGCGCUGGCUCAUCGUCUUUAGUUUUCUAUGUCUUUUUAAAAACUGCCAUUGCACGUUAUCUGGCAGCUGGCAAUUAUUUUUUGAUGUUGCCAACUCACUGGCCAUUAAUGGUUUUGUAGACAGUACCAUGUUCUUACUAGAAAUACUAAGGUGACAACUAAGACACAAACACAUUGUGCCAUUGACAUCAACACAUAGAUCCCUAAUAAUUCAACGUUUAUGAUAAUAUAUUUUUUUAGUACGUACAUCUGAUAAUAUCAAUCUAAUUGAUUAAGAUAUUAUAGCAAACACAUAUUCCUAAAAACAUGUUGGAAACAGUGAAAUGAAAUAAAAUUAAUUUUAAAUAAUUGCGUGUAUAAAUAUGAAAUAUUUUCACACUUCCAAAAUACUGUUUUCAAAAUGUAGAAUUGGUUAAGUAGAUAACAGGAAAUAUUGUGUCAUUUAAUUCAUAGAUAAAUAUAAAAUUGUUAUAUAAUUAUAUGACAAAUAUGGCAAAUAUAUAUUGUAUAUUUUAUUGUAUAGCGGAAUGAGUACUAUUUCAGAUUUAAUGUAAAUGGAAAAUGUUAUAGAUCGAGAUAUGUUAAAAUAAGUUAACUGUUUGUAAAAAGAAGAUGAAAUAUGUAUAAUGAAUAUUUGCUA
Molecule: messenger RNA, 5705 nt
Organism: Plodia interpunctella (Indianmeal moth)
Lineage: Eukaryota; Metazoa; Arthropoda; Insecta; Lepidoptera; Pyralidae
Gene: Atx-1
Product: Ataxin 1
Exons: 4
Coding region: 588-1520 (310 amino acids)
Biological process (GO): regulation of DNA-templated transcription
Molecular function (GO): RNA binding; protein binding
Source: RefSeq, a predicted model, not a curated record